Molecule: messenger RNA, 1429 nt
Organism: Nymphalis io (European peacock)
Lineage: Eukaryota; Metazoa; Arthropoda; Insecta; Lepidoptera; Nymphalidae
Gene: Taf7
Product: transcription initiation factor TFIID subunit 7
Exons: 1
Coding region: 174-1313 (379 amino acids)
Biological process (GO): RNA polymerase II preinitiation complex assembly; transcription initiation at RNA polymerase II promoter
Cellular component (GO): transcription factor TFIID complex
Molecular function (GO): RNA polymerase II general transcription initiation factor activity
Source: RefSeq, a predicted model, not a curated record
UUGAUAGCGAGAAUAGAAAAUUGUGUUUCAUGAUUUAUUUGAAAGCAAAUUACACUUUCGUUAACCCGAUUUUGAAUGUGAAUCACUAAGUUAAUUUUAUAUUAUUUAAUAUAUAUAAAUUUAAAUAUAUUUGAUAAAUUUAAAUUAUUCGAUUACUAUUUCGUUUUCUCAAAAUGAGUCGGGAUAAACGAGAAACUGAAUACCCAGUACAGUUAGAAUCUCAAUUUAUAAUCAGAUUGCCUGAAGAACCUGCAAAAGUGUUAAGAGAAUUAAUAAAGUCUGGCGAAAAUUUUAAAAAUAGAGUGAAAAUACAAAUACAUGAUGAUUUGCGGCACGGUGAACUUAGAAUUGAUCAUUGGUUGUUACAUACUAAAAUUGUAGAUUUGCCAACCAUUGUGGAGUCAUGGAAGACAAUUGACAGAAAAAGUCUGUAUAAAACGGCUGACAUUUGUCAGAUGAUGAUAUGCAAGGAAGAAUUGGAUGACACAACAGAAGAUGAGGCACCUUUGAAAAAUAAAAAAAAGGAUCCUCUAAAAGUUGAUAAAAAGUAUCUGUGGCCACAUGGAAUCACUCCACCAACCAAGAAUGUAAGAAGACGACGUUUCCGAAAAACCUUACGAAAAAAGUGUGCUGAGUCACCUGAAAUAGAGAAGGAAGUGAAGAGGCUGUUAAGAGCGGACAAUGAAGCUGUCAGUUUUACAUGGGAAGUAGUUAAAGAAGAUGACGACCAUGUUCCUAAAAAAGAAUCAACUGCUUCAAAUUCUCAAAAAGCAAAAGUAAAGAAGGAGUCUCAUAAAACUGCAACAGUUACAAAUCAACCAUCCAAAGUUGAAGACAUAUUUGGAGGAGCUUUAAGUGACAGUGAUGUUGAUGAUGAAAAUGUUCAUGUUGAUCUAGAAGACAGUAGAACAUCUGUAUAUGAUGAAUCUUUUUCUGAUGUAAAUUCUGUUCUUGGAUUACAAGCAAUGAGAGAUUGUCAUAUAACUUCAGAUACUAAGCCUGAUUUUAUUGAAUCUAAAAAGAAGAAGGUCAUUCCGCACAAAAGUAGUACAUCUACGAUUAAUGAAUCUAAUGUUAGCUCUGAACUAGAUAAUAUUCAGGAACAAUUAACAAGUUACGAUAGCACAAGCACACAAUUGCAAGAACUUGUAACAGAACUAGAAGAAUUAAAACAGAGGAGACAAAGAACUCAACUUGAAAUAUCGAAGAUGGAAAAUAUGACAUUGAGACAAAGAUUUCAGGAUAUAUUAAAAACAUUAAAUAAAGAAAUAAUUAUGAAGGAAAUGGAGUACCAUAAGUUAAAGUCUAAAUAAAGAAUAUUAUAUUCCUAGUUAAAAUAUAAUCAGCUAUAUAAUCUCAAUUAUUACUAGGUAACUUAUUAUUAGUCUCUUUGCUUAAAAUAUAAUAUUUAAAUGUCAGUAUUAAAUAA